UAUAUACUUGUAACGUGGAAGCAGACGUUCCUGGAAUAUAUUAUAACGGAACAGCAGAAAUGAAUAUAGAAUUGAAACAGAUGCCUGUUCUGGUGAUGCGGCCUAUCAGCACAGUUGUAGCGGAGACCGAAUCAGUUGAUAUCAACUGCCACAUCAGAAAUGUGGAGGAAGCAUAUUUUGAUUCAAAUGACACCAUGCUAAAGUUGUGCUUUGCCAACGGGACGGAAAUACAUAGGUUUACCGGAGACAUGUACAAUCAGUCUUAUCGAUUUGAUGGACGUUUCAGCGAGAAUUUUACGUGUGGGCUCGGAAACUGUACUCAAUUUGGGGUAUCCUCCAGAAUUACUGUGACGGGAAAAGAGACCACGUUAUGCCCUUCAGUCAAUAUAUGGCCCAGUACACUUUCAGAACACGACGCCACGGCCCCUUGUCCUUCCGGAUAUACAGGUACACAAAAAAGAACAUGUGGCAAAGACGGUAAAUGGGGGGAAAUAAAUGCAGAUACGUGUAAGCAAGAGAAGUUAGAGAAGUUAGAAAAUGCUUUGAACAUUUCGCCAAACAUCUCCGAAUCUAUGGUCGAAUCAUCUCUAUCAACUAUAUCUGAUAUCGUCAAUCAAACGUCCUCGCCUGGGGAAAAGGGCAUGGCAAGUGUGGAUAUCGUACAGAGCGUUAAUCUUAUAGCCAAGAUAUCACAGAAAAACAUCACAUUUACAGAUCAGAAGGCUGCUGAGAAAACAGCAGAGACAUUCAUGGGUGUUGUCAGUAAUCUACUGGGCACAGGAAAAGAUCACGUGACAACUAAGAACAAGACACAAGGGAAAGAAGUUACGGGUCAAAUAUUAUCGUCUGUGGACGGAUUCGCAAAGUCGGUAACGAAAGCUCUUACAGUGAAUCAGAGCGUAACAGUGAAGAGGGACAAUCUUUUGUUGAACAUCGAACGGAUUCCAAAACAGAAAAUAGUAUUUCCGAAAGAAACAGAAAAUGCAGUUGACGAUGGUACAAAGUUCACGUUACCAGAAGAUGCACUGGGAGACAUAACAGAUGUUGCAUUUACAGCUGUAAAAUAUGAUAAUUUUGGAUCAGAGUUUGAUACGGCAGGAAGUAGCAGGAAUUCAUCACUAGGCUCUAGCGUUUUAUCACUAACUCUGGAAAAUGUGAAAGAAAUUAUGAAAAAUAUCUCACUCACUUUCGAGCAAAAUUCCAGAAAUGCAUCAGUAAAUACCACGUCAGAGUGUGUCUUCCUAAAUAAACCAGAACACUCUUGGAACAAUACCGGAUGCAGUGUUCUUCAUUCCAACAGUUCAUAUACGACUUGUACGUGUAGCCAUUUGACCAGCUUUGCUAUAUUGAUGAGUGUAGACUUUGGUGAAGAUAAUAAGACACCACCACCGGAUGAUCAAAGGCUGACUAUGAUUUCUAAUAUCGGAUGCAGUUGCUCCAUCGUUGGCUCGUUGGCAACGAUUUUUAUUUACCUUUAUUUUUGGAGAUAUAUGAAAUCACGGCGUUCCGUCUUGAUUAUCAACCUUUGUCUGGCUAUGUUUAUCGCUUACAUGUUGUUUCUGUCAGCAAAGGACAAAACCGAAAACCAUAUUGGAUGUGUCGUUAUUGCUGCCCUUCUGCAUUACUUCUUCCUGGCUAUGUUUUGCAUCAUGUUGGCGCUUGGGAUCGAUCUUGCAGUAGCUGUACUUGAUGUGUUCAACUCCAGAUCAAGUUCUGCCUUUCUACUGCUAUUAGGCUGGGGUCUACCAGCUGUUAUUGUGGCAGUAACCUUGGGGGUAACAGAAACGCGUGGAUUUGGAAAUACGGAAGUUUGCUGGCUCGCGAGGACAACACGAUACGGAUUCAUUGUUCCAGCACUGGUUAUUAUUCUGAUAAAUUUUGCCAUUCUUGUUGUGGCAAUGAGAGCUUUGUUCUCUUCAUCAUUUAUGAUAAAGAAAUCAAUCAGAGAUAAAGCGAGGAGCGGAAUACGAGGAACAUGUGCGUUAUUACCUGUCCUUGGAUUAACCUGGGUAUUCGGAAUUCUCUACAUAGAUGAAAAUACGAUUAUUUUCGGGUAUCUGUUUGCUGUAUUUAAUUCAUUACAGGGACUGUUCAUUUUCCUAUUCCAUGUCCUGUUAAACAAUCAGGUUCGAAAAGCAAUAUCAAGAAAAAUACAGAAAUAUGAAUCAAGAACACUAACAACAAAAUCAUCGAAACAUAAGUCUGAAUCCAAAUCAAAUUCUAAAGAUCUGCACAGUGAUGAUGAGGUUAAAGAGUCCCAAAACAACUCCGGCGUGGUUCUUCUUCCAAGAAUCAAUCUGUCGAAUCCAGUUCGCCGAACAACAUACACAUCAUUUUAACUUCUCAAUGGCUAUGUUCUUCAUUUGUUGUCAAUUUCCUGAAGGAUACAUACAUCUGUUUUGUUGUGACAUGAACUACUUGUAAGCAGAUUUUUUAAAGAUAAAAUUGCUUAGUGGACAAAGCGUGUAUUUGCAUGAAUGUCGAAUACUGUUCCUAUAAUGUAAAACCUAUACGGUACCAAUUUUGAUGCACCAGAUGCGUAUUUCGACAAAUAAUGUCUCUUCAGUGAUGCUCAACCGAAAUGUUUGAAAUCCGAAAUAACUAUGAAGUUUUGGAGCUAAAUAUAGCCAAAAACAGCGUGCCAAAAAAGUGGAGCCAAAUUCGUCCAAGUAUAAGAGCUAUGCAUGAGGGAGAUAAUCCUUAAUUUUGAAAUGAAUUUCUAAAUUUUAUAACAGCAAUUAAAUAUACAUCCACAUUUUCAAGCUAGUAACGAAGUACUUAGCUACUGGGCUGUAGAGACCCUCGGGGACUAACAGUCCACCAGUAGAGGCCUCGACCCAGGGGUCAUAAUGUAAAACUUAUACGGUACCAAUUUUAACGUCUGAACCCUCACCUAUUCUACAUGUCUGUUUAAGGUCUAUGUUGUAAUUCCUCAUCAGAUGCUUUGUUUAUAUGGAUACCUCUGAUGAAUGUAACAAGUAAAUCAAGUACCAUAUUUGUUUUUUAAUUAUUCAAUUAUUUAUCUAGUUUGUAUAGCAUGUUUUGUUGCAUUUUGUAUUUAGAAAAAAUCACACAUUUAUUUUUGCAUAAUACUGUUGUCUUGUUAAAACAUUGUAUAAAUUGAUAGAUAACUCACAUUUCAA
Molecule: messenger RNA, 3143 nt
Organism: Ostrea edulis (European flat oyster)
Lineage: Eukaryota; Metazoa; Mollusca; Bivalvia; Ostreida; Ostreidae
Product: adhesion G protein-coupled receptor L3-like
Exons: 23
Coding region: 60-2339 (759 amino acids)
Biological process (GO): cell surface receptor signaling pathway; adenylate cyclase-activating G protein-coupled receptor signaling pathway
Cellular component (GO): membrane
Molecular function (GO): G protein-coupled receptor activity
Source: RefSeq, a predicted model, not a curated record